GGAUCAUUCGGUGGAUUUAUUGUCCACCAAAUUGGUGCUCUUGUUGAGAGUUCGAGAAUCAUACUCAGAGGAAAUCCUCCAUAGAGACGAUGGUGCAAACGCGCAGUAACGCCAAUGUAGGUACUGGAGUUCCCCAACAGGGGGAGAACAGCACCACUGGAGGUCGGAACCCUCCCAUCACCACCGGGGAGGCUGAGGCCCUCAUUCAGAGGGUUGGAAUCACGGCCGAACAAUUCAAAGAGGUGCUGGCCGCACUGGCGCCCAACCGCGAGGUUGUGGUAGAAGAUGUGGCUGAGGGACCCACGGGCGGGAAGGCUGGACCUACAGGCUCCCAAGGAAAAAAGAAAAAAGACACUCGGUCGGCCCGAAAAGGCGACCUGAGAGACACACUCAAGGAGAAGAGAGGGGAGUCCACAGCGACCUCCAAGGUCGGUUCUGAGGAGCGACGGACGACCGUCGGGGAUAAGGGCGCAGCUGAGCUGUGGAAAAUGUACGAGCAGCUGGAGAAGCGGCUGGACGCCCAAAACCCCUAUCGCCAGGCGGUCUUCAGUGAGGCUUGUGAAUGGUUCCACAAGUUACCCAAGGGGUCGAUAGAUAAGUGGAGCGACCUGGCCCACAAGUUCUUGGAGCACUUCGCAUCCAGCCAGAGACAGAAGCUCCCCUUCUCGCAUCUGCUCAAUGUGAAGAUCCGGAAGGGGGAACAGCUCCGGGAAUUCAUUAAUAGGUGGGAGAAGGAGGCUAGGGACGUCCAAGGGGCGGACGACCAGGCCCUGAUCGCCAUGCUCCAAGCUGCACUCCCCCAAGGGGAUGUGCGCAAAGAGCUGCGGCGGAAUCCUCUCUCAACCUAUCAAGAGAUGUUGGCCUGGGCGAAGUACUUGGCAUUGGAAGAAGAAGAUGAUGAGCCACCAGUCCGGAAGGAGAAGAAAAAUGGGCCACCGGUGGCAGAAGGGAAGAAGAGGAAGGACUAUGGUAAGGGGCCAAACCCCACCGGCACCCACAAUACGUCGGAGUGCGUCACGUUGAGGAAGGAGAUGGAUCAGCUGAUCGCUAGAGGGCCACCUCCUCGGACGGAACGACCAUCCUCAGGUAACCGGACCUGGAGGAGGCCUCCAGCCCCCACAGCAGCGAUCACAGCAGGAGAGGGGCAAGAAGAUGGACGGCGGCACCUAGGACGAGAUUGUGACGAUCUAGAUGAAGAGGAAAGGCAAGGUCGCCGACACCUGGGGUGUCGGUUCAUUAUGGGAGGAAACACGGGAGGAGAUUCGGUAUCCUCCCGGAAGAGGUGGAAGAACAUGGUGUACCUGGCUGAGGUGCAAAGGCCGCCGCUGCCUAAGCGGAAGAAGAAGGAACCUCUGAUCUUCACAGAUGAGGAUUAUCCCCCAGUCCUCAGCCCCCACAGGGACGCUCUGGUGAUAAAGGUAGAGAUCAAUAAUGUGGUUGUUCACUGCACUUUGGUCGAUACGGGCAGCUCGGUCAACGUAAUGUACAGCAACACCUUUACGGAGUUGGGGUUGUCCCGAGGUGACCUGAAACCAAUCCAUACGCCGCUAUCGGGGUUUACAGGGGAUACGAUCGAAGCUGAAGGCACUAUCACGGUGAAGGCCGGUGUAAGAGAUGGCACCCACCGACUCUGGGUCGACAUGGAAUUUAUGGUAGUGCAGCUCAACUGUGCACACCAUUUGAUCCUGGGGCGACCAGGGUUGGAGGACCUGGAGUGCGUAAUCUCCCCCGUCCACCUAUGCUUAAAGUUCAAUACUCCCACGGGAGUGGGGAUAGUAAGGGGAAACCAAAGCCUGUCACGGUCGUGCUAUGUCAGGGCGACCAAGAGCCAAGCCCGGGUCGACGAGAAUGUGAGUACGAUUUGCGCCGCAAUCCAGAAGGAGGAGGGGCGACCACGAGCUGAGCCGGUGGAGGAGGUCGAAGAAGUUUCCUUGGACCCGGCCGAACCACAGUGGAAGGUGAAGAUAGAGUUUAAGCCACGACCGGCGAUAAAGGGGCAGGCGUUAGCAGAUUUCGUGGUAGAAUGCACUGCGAGAGAGGUAGAGUCUAGUGGAGAAGAACCCGAAGGGAACUGGUGGACCGUGUACACCGAUGGGUCGUCCGCGACUGAUGCUUCGGGGGGAGGUGUCGUGGCGAUAUCGCCAGAAGGAUUCAAAGCGUACUACUCUGUGAGGUUCCGGUUUAAAGUCUCGAACAAUGAGGCCGAAUAUGAGGCCCUAGGUUUGAGGUUGGCAGCUUCAUUAAAGGCUGAGCGAAUCCAAGUCCGGUGUGAUUCCAAGCUAGUAGUAGGCCAUGUUACGGGAGAGUUUGAGGCCAAGGAUGAGCGAAUGAAGAAAUAUAGAGACGCCGCUCUGGAGCUGCUUAAGGCAUUUGGGGCAUACCGGAUAGAACAGGUCCCUCGAGGAGAGAACGCUGAAGCAGAUAUCUUGUCAAAGCUUGGUCCGGAUUCCCCAGAUCAUAUCAAGGCGAUGACUCAGGAGGAAGAGUUGCUCGAACCAAGCAUCAGUCCCGGACAAGUGCUGAUCAUCACACUCAAAGAGGAGCCGGAUUGGAUUGAUGAGAUUACCAUGUACAUCCUUGACGGGUCGCUACCUAUCGACCCAAUCGCGGCAAAGGUGGUAAAACGACGUGCACCCAGUUACACAUUGGAGUGCGGUCGAUUAUACAAACGGUCGUACAAUGGUACAUUGCUAAGAGUAUGUGCGCAAAUGCAAGGUCUGUCAGGAGUUCCAGAGGGUGCCGGGGCGACCGGCGACGAAUUACACCCCGAUAAGCACGGCGAUUCCCUUUGCUCGGUGGGGCAUCGAUCUGGUCGGUAUUUUUCCUCGGGGGACAGGGAACAACACAUACCUGGUGGUCGCGAUCGACUACUUCACCAAGUGGGUCGAGGCGCCCCCGUGCCAACCAUCACUGCGGAGCAGAUGACGAAGUUCGUCUCCAAGCAAAUCUUGUGCCGAUUUGGGGUGCCUCAGCAGAUCAUCACUGACAACGGAACCCAAUUCGAGGCCGGAGGGUUCAAUGAGUUUCUACAGAGCUGGGGCAUAAAACACAGCUAUGCAGCGGUCGGUACCCCCAAACCAAUGGGCAGAACCACCCCAAGGAAGGCCACAGGUGAAACCCCUUUCUCGCUCACAUAUGGAUUUGAAGCAAGGGCUCCAGCGGAGACCUCGUUGUUAAGUUAUAGAGUAGAGACGUUUGAUGCUCGAGAAAAUGAAGAGAACUUGAGGGCAGAAUUGCACCUCAUUGAUGAGCGAAGGGAAAGGGCAUAUAUGCGGGCAGAAAACUACCGUCGACAGGUCAAGUCAUAUUACGACCAGCGGGUGCGACCAAGGCAGUUCAAGAUGGGCGACUGGGUCCUUCGGAAAAGGGAAGUCAGUCGGCCGACCGAUGGAGGGAAGUUUGCUAAAAGCUUCGAAGGGCCAUAUAGAUUGCUGGGACAUUUAGAUUGCAGACUCCAGCCGGUGGCGACGUUCCGCGGGUAUGGAAUGCCGCCAACCUUAUCAAAUUUUAUCAAUAGAUUGUACUCCAACCAUGUCUCUUUCGUGAAGUUUAAUAAAACCAGUUUUCUGGCACAUAUUGUCUUCAAUUCUCGAAAAAAAAGGGAGUGACCACAAGGGAUCGCUAAGCCUAAACGUCAUGGUGAUUCGUGCUAAGAUACCCAGUGUUGGGUGAAGCGCCGAACCCUGACAAGCGACCGAGGUGGAGGGUUGUCAGACGACGCGACUAAUCAGAGAACGACGCCGUGGCAAGGAAGCCCGAGAAAACGGCUAAGUCUGGAACAAAAGAUCUACUGAUCG
Messenger RNA from Cuscuta campestris, 3797 nucleotides. The record is from the annotation of a GenBank genome assembly. NCBI's taxonomy places the organism in Eukaryota, Viridiplantae, Streptophyta, Magnoliopsida, Solanales, Convolvulaceae.